AUGGCGGUGUACGUAACGUGCCUCACCGCAAGCGGAGGUUUGCCGGUCUUCACACGGUCUUCAGGAGAUUUGAAGCCACUUCCAUUCCCACUCAUCGGUUCUCUCAAUGGAGUUCACAUGUUUGGAGCCAAUCACAAUGUAGAUCUUCUGUCCUCAACGACUGACGAUUCCAAGGUCAUUUGGAAAGUGUUUCAAGACAGUAUCACACUAAUAAUCAUCUCCCAAGAUGAUAUUGCUGAUGAUUGCCACAUGGCCAACUUGCUAAAGUUCAUCCACCAGUCACUGGUCCUCUUACUGGGAAAGGAAGAAGUCCAGAACGUUGACAAAAAUGUGGAAAAAUUCAAACGAGAGGUGAAGGUAUGUAACAGCCUGAUUGACCAUUUGAUAAAAAUGCCUGGCUUGACCACCUUCUCACAGCUGACCAACACAGUGGAGAUCAUCGCUGCUCCUGAGAACAAUGUCCUACAGAACUUCCUUGACGCUUUUACUGAUGCUGCCGAAACAGUGUACGGCUGCUUAUUGGUGGAGGGCAAAGUUUCUGUGGCAACUAAAAAGUGGUGGAGCUUGACGGCCAAUGAACUUGUCCUGCUGCGAAUGUUGGUCUCAUCAAUGUCUGACUGUACAUCACGUGAUCUUCCUGUAUAUUUGCCCGAUAGUCAUCCAACUGUUCCUCAUCGUCUGAUGACUUUUCACCUGACCAAGCGUGUUGAAGUUUGUGUUAUCUGUGGCCCGUCUCCAAACCUUGCAGACCUGGAGCCUGAGGUUGUGAGAUUCUGGAAAACAGCAUACGAUCCUCUUAUAUCUGUGUGUAGACUCCAUCCAAGGAAUUUCCCUGUCACUAUAACCUUAGAUCCAAACAUCCUGGGAUUCCUGGUGGUAAAUAGAGACACAAACAGAAGCCUUUGUAGUACAAGUCCUUCUCUAGAGGACAGGUCCACACUGGGAGAUGGUCUGAACACUGCCCAGAGAAAGGAGGUACUACAAUCCUUUUACAAGAAAGUCAUAGGCUCAUUCUUCUCCUCCAACAUAGAGGGUAGUGAAUUGGGUCCCGGUGAAUACAGUCACACACCUCAGGAGACAUACAUCACCACUGAUAUACACAAGUGUUACGCCGCCCAAUCUGGCUCCUACCAGAUCUUCAUCCUGUAUGCAGAGAGCAUACCAACAUAUGCCAUGAGGUCAAUCACACAAAAGACCCUGAAUCUGCUCACAAAAGACAGACAUGUUUGCAUCUGAGGACCUGCCAUAUUGUACUGGGAUACAAAGUGGAGCUAUCUCACUGUACUGUGGUAUGGAAGAGAUCUACCACACUGCCUAGGAAUAGAGUAGACCUGCCACUGUACUGUGCUAUAUAAGGGACCUACCACACUGUCCAGGAAUACUCCCAUUGUGCACUGUGAUACUGAAGGGACCUACUAUUGUCCAGGUGUAGAGUGAACCUACCAUUGCGUACUGCGAUAUAUAGGGAACCUACCACACUGUCCAGGGAUAUAGAGUGGGCAUAGAAUAGAUCAUGUUAUGAGACACUAUAAAGUGCAAAGGGGUGACUUCAUUAACAGAAAUAUUUUACCAUUAAAUGGGUGCAGUGCAAGGUGGAAGUAUAUUUUACUAUGGAGGUAAAGGAAUCUCACAAGUCCAGGCGAUGCAGGCAGGGAUAGAGACCAUGUGAAUAAAGGUCACAGGUAACCUCACAGUCUUAGUUGUAACAAGUUCAUAGGGGUAGUAGAUUAUGUCACACUGGGACUGGUUUCUCCAGAAUUGGAUAUCUAGUCAUCAACUACAGAACCGGGCCACAGAAUGAGAUACAGUACUAGGAUACUAUGUGUCAGAUGUCCGUCAC
Molecule: messenger RNA, 1840 nt
Organism: Ylistrum balloti
Lineage: Eukaryota; Metazoa; Mollusca; Bivalvia; Pectinida; Pectinidae
Product: protein fuzzy homolog
Exons: 11
Coding region: 1-1236 (411 amino acids)
Biological process (GO): non-motile cilium assembly; vesicle-mediated transport
Source: RefSeq, a predicted model, not a curated record